Strongyloides ratti is the source of this 1032-nucleotide messenger RNA. RefSeq lists its product as hypothetical. NCBI's taxonomy places the organism in Eukaryota, Metazoa, Nematoda, Chromadorea, Rhabditida, Strongyloididae. The transcript has 2 exons. The record is from RefSeq and is a predicted model, not a curated record. Bases 1 to 1032 code for a protein of 343 amino acids.
AUGGUUAGAUAUAUGAAAAAUUAUACAUUUCCUUUUAAUAAAAAACAAGAAAAUUAUCGUGUAGUUACAAUUGAUGAAAUGAGAAUGUUAAAAAGAUUGAAAAAAUUAGUUAAUGAACAUAAUUAUUAUGAAAUUCAAAACAUGUUUAUGAAACUUUAUAGUGAAAAAAAUGAGUGUAUUGAACUUUUAAAUGUAAUGGAAGAGGAUAUAAUAGAUUACAAGAAAAAGAUUGAUGAAUUGAGAUUUAAAUCUUCAAAUAUUCCAAUGUUAUCUAAUACAGAGUUACUUGAAGCUGAAAAUAAACUUUUAAGAAAAGAAGUAGAAUAUUUACGAACUUUUGAAAUAGAUGAAUUUUCAGAUUUAAUAAAUAAAGAAAUAACGUGUCCGCGGUGUUCUUACAACUUUAAAAAAAGUACAUUAUCUGAUUGUACUUUCUUAUCUUAUGAAUUUGAAAAGAUGAAAACUAUUAAUGGAACAAUUACAAAUUUACCUGUUAUAGAUGAAUCUUCUGACGAUUCCUUUAUAUUGUAUGAAAAUAUUACUAUGAAUAAUAAUGUUGAGACAAAUAAUAAUAUUGAAAAUUUUGACAUCAAUUCUUCAGUUACAGAAAAUACUCACAUAAUCACAAAAAAAUCAUUUCAAAGAUUAACUCCUAAAGCACAAAAAAAACGUAAUAUGCGUUUUACUGAUAUGCUAUUAAAAAAGAAUGGUGGAGAAAAAUUACAUAUUUCAACACUUCAUCAUAUAAUAAAAGAAAUGGGUCAUGAAAAAUCUUUUAUGCCUAAAAUUAGCUUAGAAGAGAUAAGAGAUUAUGUAUCUCAUCAUAAAGUUUCAUUUCGUUCAAUAAAUAAAAUUAAGAAAAUGAUUGAAGACAAAUUACAAUAUAAAAUGUUUCCUGAAACUAAAGAAAUAAAAGAAAUAUGGGAUAUGACAACAAAGGAUAAAAUAGAUGAUUUAAAAAUGAACGAAAUAUUCAAAUCUGUUUUAGGUAAUCUUGAUUCACAUGAAAAUAAUCAAAUAAAUUUGCAUUAA